Molecule: messenger RNA, 4456 nt
Organism: Penaeus indicus
Lineage: Eukaryota; Metazoa; Arthropoda; Malacostraca; Decapoda; Penaeidae
Gene: PhKgamma
Product: phosphorylase b kinase gamma catalytic chain, skeletal muscle/heart isoform-like
Exons: 12
Coding region: 143-1360 (405 amino acids)
Biological process (GO): glycogen biosynthetic process; protein phosphorylation
Cellular component (GO): phosphorylase kinase complex
Molecular function (GO): phosphorylase kinase activity; calmodulin binding; ATP binding
Source: RefSeq, a predicted model, not a curated record
AAAGCAAACGAAGAUCGGAGAGACGUAGAGGUGAGGAGGUCAGCUGCGUGAAGGUGAAACUCAAAAGAAAUUCUCAAGUUCUUAUCAUUUUCCGCUUUUUCUCGUUCAUGUCAUCGGUGUAGUAAACGAUAAAAAAGAUCAUAUGAAAAUGGCAGUUGACGACGAUGGCGAUGUUCUCCCCGACCGGGAUGCAGCAAAGGGAUUCUACGCCAAGUACGAGCCCAAGGAAGUACUUGGACGUGGUGGUUGUUCUGUUGUCAGGCGCUGCAUUGAGAAAGAAACAGGUCAACAAUUUGCUGCCAAGAUCAUUGACCUGAGUGACUCCUCCAACGAUGGGGUAUACGAAGCCACAAUGCGAGAGGUGGAGGUAUUGCGUCUGGUAGCUGGACACCCAUACAUCAUUGAACUCCAUGAUGUAUUUGAGUCGUCUACUUUCAUCUUCCUGGUGUUUGAAUUAUGUGAGCAUGGAGAACUUUUCGAUCAUCUGACAACUGUUGUCACCCUCUCAGAGAAGAAAACAAAAGUGAUUAUGCGACAACUGCUCGAGGCCCUUGCACAUGUCCACGGCAAGGGGAUUGUACAUCGUGACUUGAAGCCAGAAAAUAUUCUCCUAGAUGAUAACUACAAUAUUAAACUUACAGACUUUGGUUUUGCGAAGGUCUUAGCCCCCAGUGAAACACUCACAGAUGUUUGUGGUACGCCAGGUUACUUGGCUCCAGAAGUCCUUCGCGUUGCCAUGUUUGAGGGCUCUCCGGGAUACUGGUGUGCUGUUGAUCUAUGGGCAUGUGGUGUAAUAAUGUACACUCUCUUGGUUGGUUGUCCACCAUUCUGGCAUCGAAAACAAAUGGUGAUGAUUCGUAAUAUAAUGGAAGGGAAGUAUUCCUUCCAGUCUCCGGAGUGGGAUGAUAUCACAGAUGCCCCAAAGGACCUCAUAUCGAAACUCCUGGUCGUGGAACCAUCAAAGCGCAUCACUGUCCAAGAAGCCCUAGCCCAUGACUUUUUCCAGAUUCUGCCUAGCCGGAGUCAAAUUAUUGGGGUCACUCUGGUGGAAAAGCAAUACAAAGGCCGUCCGUUCAAUGCCAAGAAGAUGUUCCAGUUUGGCAUCAUGUGUGUGCGUGCAGUGAUUCGAAUCCAAAGACUUCGUUUUACACCCGAACCUGUGUCUCUCGCCGUCACCCGGGUUGAUCCAUAUAGGAUUAAGGCUCUACGCAAGGUUAUUGACAACUGCGCCUUCCGUGUUUAUGGCCAUUGGGUGAAGAAAGGAGAGGGACAGGACCGUGCUGCACUUUUCCAGAACUACCCCAAGCUCGAUUUUCCUCGCAGUCCAAUGGAAGCUCCCCUCAUUGUUGGCCAGUCGUAAAGGGAAAACAUGUUAUAUCAAAGAUCAUCACUUUUGUAGCAUAUAUUUUAUCUUGUACUUUACUUUGAAAACCUUUAAUGGUAGGAGAUCAGAAAUUUCACUUGGACAUAAAGAAAAGGUUCUCUUCAUUUGCAGCUCUUGAGAAAUUACUUUUGGUUAUUUUUAAUGACUCUGCAGAUGUGGCUCUUUGCCAGAUGUCUGUUGUGUGUCAUAUUUUAUUAACAUAAAAUAUUUUUUAAGUUAACCUUCUUUCAAGCCUCUUUUUAGGAAGCAGAUGAUUUUUAACCUCUCUUUCUCUUUUUUUUAUUAUCUGCCUCAAAAGUAAGGCAGUAGCACAAGCAUUGAUAUCACUUACAUGACCUUAGUAACGUGUUUUAUCAGAGGAAUUAAUUUUAAUAUGUAUAUAUACAUACUACACAGUUACAUGUACAUUAAAUAGGAAAAGGAUUCUCAUAUGAUUGGAGUGGUGAAAAGAUAACAACUAUAGAAAUAGUGGGACUUUGUAAAAUUUAUUCAUGACAGCAAUAAUGAUGUAUUGUGAUUGAUUUUUAAAGCUGAUUGAUUUCUAUUUUACCGGAAUUGUUUGAGUUGUAAGUGAGAAGAAUACCCGAGGCUUAAGGAUGUCUAUGCAAAAUCUAGUUAUAUGAAUUUUGAUGCAGCAAUGCUAAUUUGGUUCGUUUUAUUGUAUUUUUGUACAUAGUAUAGGAUGUAUGGCAUUACCUUUUGCCUUUUUGGGGGAAAAUUGCAAGAUUUGUGAUGGCAUUUGGAUAGCAAUAUUGAUCAAUUUUUUUUUUGUUAUUUUAAGACAUGAUUUGAAAUACUCUUAACUCUGCUCUUUGAAGUGUUACUUGAGUCUUUAAGUUAUUGUUACUGAAUGUUAUUGAUAUUAUUAUUUAUCCAUUUAUUUUUGUUUAAGAUUAUUAAUAAUUUUAAAAGAAGAAUUCCAUGAAAGCUUUUUUUUUCAUUUCUAUAGAAUUUUUAUUAAUAAUUUUAAAAGAAGAAUUCCAUAAAAGCUUUUUUUUUUUAUUUCUAUAGAAUUUUUAAAGAAUUAUGUAUCCAUUGUAACAUGAUUAGUCUGUCUUUACAUUUCUUAGUUUGUAUUUUCUUCAUAGAGUAUUAUUGAUAGUAUUAUCCAAUAAUCUACCUAAUUCAUAAAUAUAAACGUCCAUUUAAAGGCUUCUGUUUAGAAAACUAGAAAAUCAUAUGGUUUUGUUAUUAAUAUAAUGUUGUUGAGUGGGUUUAAUGCUCUUUUCCCUAGAUGUUUUAUUUAUCAUUUAGUAUUAUCAUUGUUUUUUUUAAUAUUAGUUAGAAACAUUUUUUUUGUCAUCUGAUGCUUGUGUUACUUAAACUUUUUUCUCCUAUUUCUUAUUUAUGAUUUAUUAUCUUGUUUUAUUUCAGUGGCACAAAGGAAUCCAGUCAUAUUUGAAUUUAUGUUAUCACAUUCCUUGCCUCAUACAUUUAAGAUUUAAGGAAAGUUGAAGCUUCAUUCUUACCCAUCCUUGCCUUACGUCCCUUACCCUCUCUCCCUUUUACCCCCUUUGCUCCCUUUAUUGUCAUUAAAUAAUGGUAAGCUUUAUUUAUUAGUAAUCUAAAAAAGUGUUUUACAUUUUAAGAACAUACCUGAAAGCCAUGAUUUUUUUUUUUUUUUAUUGUAUUAUAAUUUUAGAACUGUGGUCAUGGUAUUGACUUCCUUCGAUAAGCAGGAUCCAUUAUGCUUCAAACAGAACCAAGUCUUUGUACAGUUUCACUAUCACUAUUUUCUUUAGUGAACAUUAUUGAAUAAUGUGUAUGCAUAAUCACAUCUUUCUCUGCAGUGAGAGUAAGUGCUAAUGGAAGAUUAUGAUAAUACAAAGAAUUGCAUUGCAUGGACAAGAAUAUCACAUUAAUGAUAACUGAUUUAGACAGGAAUUACUUUAAGUUGAUUAAGUGAGUUUUUUUAUUGAUUGAAGUGAUAGUAUAUAUUUUGAAAAUAAAUGUUUUGAUCGACAGCAAUGAUCUUUAUGUUUGAUUAAAUGAUUUACAUUUUUGACAAGGAUUUGCAUAAUAUGUUUUCUGAGAAUUCAUUUUAAGGACAAAAUGUACAACCUUUUAAUUGUAUUUUAUUAUUAUUAUUAUUUUUAUUUUUAUUAUCAUCAUCAUCAUCAUUAUUGUUAUUAUCAUUAUUAUUUUUAUCAUUAUCACCAGUACCAUCAUUGUUAUGGUUAUCAUUUUUAUAUUUUAGACUUGAAUGCAUGUGAUAGUAUUAAGAAGUUCUGCAAUGAUAAAAUACUAUGAGUUGGACCUCUGCAGUUGCUUCCAUGAAUUGAUAUUUUUACAAAAAAAAAGAAAGAAAAAUAUAUUGCUUUUGGCUGUCAGUGUCAGGAAAAAAGAGAAGUAAAAAAUAUAUCAAUAAAUGCUUCUUAUAAAUGUUUCACACUUCAUAGUAUGCACAAACUUUUCAGGGAAUGCAUGCUUUAAGUAAAGACAAGCAGUAGUGAUGCAAAAAAAAUGAAACUACAAGAUAUAUUUACCAAAGGGCAGAUGUGCAGAUGUUUUCAUUAUUUAAGACAGUGGAUAUUGAACAUUUGAAAUCAUGUUGAAUGGUCUCCCACAUUUUGUUUAAUAUGUAUAUAGAAUCUCAUGUCAAAUUGUUCUGCAGUAGAUGUUCCAGCUGGUAGAGAAAAUGUAGUUUUCAGUUUACUGUAACGUUUAUAUUUUUUAUUGUUUUUAUCUUAAUUAUUAUGAACAUUAUAUGGUAAUAGGACUUUCAAGGUCAUCAUUUUUUUGUUAUUAUUAUCAUGAUUAGCAAUAUUAUUAUUGUUAGCAUUAUUAUUGCAACUAAAAUUGACAUAAUUAUUUUGACUAACACUAGAAAUGGUAUUUUGCUCAUUGAUGUAUAAUAUUCAUCACUAUUACUAUAUUGCAACAUAUUAUUUUAUGUUUUAAUUAUAUUUUCAUUAUUUUUACAAAUAGCGUUACCAUACUACUGCUGUAAGAACUAUGAUUUUUGCAAUGACUAUGAAUGUAUCAGUAUUUUCUGAGUCAAUGAUAUUCUAGUCCCUUAUUAAGGAUCAUCUUCAGAUGAUUGUUUGUGAUUUUAAUAAACAUACUUCAUGU